UUCGUCACCAGGAGGUGAUGAGCUUUCUAAUAUUGGGAACUUUACAGCGCAAAAAAAGAACGAAAAAAUUAUGACGAAAGUUGUGUUUUCGUUACAUUUACUGAUUUAAUUAGGCCUCAGCCUUAAGUAAGAAAAAAAAUGUCAGAUGAAAAACAGGGAGUGAAACCUGAGAAUGAACAAAUUCAACUGAAAGUUGUUGGACAAGAUGGAAGUAUUGUGCAAUUUAAAAUAAAGAAACACACACCCUUUAGAAAACUAAUGACAACAUAUUGUGACAGAGCAGGCAUGAAUAUUCAGAAUGUCCGUUUCCGUUUUGAUGGACAGCCAGUCAGUGAAACGGAUACUCCUGCAGGUCUUGAAAUGGAAGAUGAAGACACUAUUGAUGUUUUCCAGCAGCAGACAGGUGGACAAUUACAAGAAGUAUCGUAAAACAUUCAUAAAAUAAGAAAUGUAAAAACCAUUUUUUAAUAUUUUUCAUUCAUUAGAGGUCACUUUUUUCUGUAAAAUAAUGCAUUUAUGUGGUAUGCAGUUAAUCCCCAUCCCAAUUUAUUAAAGGAUACUGUAAAUACAGGACUGUAAUAACACUUCAUAAAAAAAUUAAGAAAAAAAACAUGUUCCUGAAUAAAAGAAAAUCAUGGCUAAGCUGUCAGAGUUGUUCA
This is a messenger RNA of Limulus polyphemus (Atlantic horseshoe crab), 659 nucleotides long. RefSeq names its product small ubiquitin-related modifier 3-like. Gene Ontology annotation, cellular component: nucleus. NCBI's taxonomy places the organism in Eukaryota, Metazoa, Arthropoda, Merostomata, Xiphosura, Limulidae. Gene Ontology annotation, biological process: protein sumoylation. The coding region runs from base 139 to 429 and encodes 96 amino acids. Gene Ontology annotation, molecular function: protein tag activity; ubiquitin-like protein ligase binding. The transcript is spliced from 3 exons. The record is from RefSeq and is a predicted model, not a curated record.